AAGAAAAGGGUAAAAUAAAAAAAAUCAAAGAUUACAAAUGGAUCGUCUUUCUUCUUCAUUACCCCCUUUAUACGAUCACCUUUUUUCUCCAAUCUCAGAUGAAGAUUUCAAACUCUUUUACUCAACUGAUCGGAGACUUUACGCGAAAUUGAUCAACCUUUUAGGUCGUGACCCUAAUGAAUCCAUGCAAAUCAUGGCAUUUUUUCAGUGGCUUGAAGUAGUUGGGAAAGACUGGUCUUUUAUGAGGAAGAUUUAUGAUUUUCCAUUCCCAUUGUUGAAUGUGGUGGCGAAGGAGGCCUUAACGUGCCUAAAAUGUGUGGAGGAUGACAAGUUCAGUACUGAAAAUGUUUCUCAGGAAAUAUUCUUGAUUCCAAAAUUGUUGAACCCCAAAUUCACUCUCAAAUACAUUCAUGAGAAUCGGGCAAGCGCCAUUCGUGGGGUCACGAAAUUCUUUAAGACAGUUUGUCUUAGGGCUUUUGAUGAUAUAGUGCAACAUCCAAAGUAUUUUACUAGGGAAAAUUUGGUUUCACCAAAUGUUUUAGAAGAAAUAGGAAGUAGUAGUAGAAUGGUGCCAAUUAUCAACCCUAGUCAUCAUGUCCCAAGUCAUGUUGGUGGUGUUUUUUUAGAGUCUAUGCAUAGUCAUGAGAACAAGGAAGAAAUGGGAAUUAAUAGUACAAGAAUGAUGUCAAUUCUCAACCCUAGCCAUGUCCCAAGUGGCGGUGGUGGCGGCGGCGGCGGCAUUUUUUUAGAGCCUAUGCAUAGUGAGAACAUUGAAGAAAUAGGAAGGGCUACUAAUAGAAUGGUGCCAAUUAACCCUAGUAGCCAUGUCCCAAGUGGUGGUGGUGUUGUUUUAGGUUUGCCUCUUUUGGUUCCUACUAAUCAAAUGCAAUAUAUGCCACAACCAUUUAUUGGAGGAAACUUGAAUUUGCCUAAUUAUGGACUUUUAUCUCAUGUGAAUGCUUCAAAUAUUGGUAGUGGAAUUCAUCAAAUGUUGCCUAAUUAUCAUCAUGAAUUUGGUGCACAUGAGGAAGGCGCCCCUCAGGCUAUGCACAAUGAUAUAGCAGAAUUGUUGAAGAACAGUUUGAAAAUUCAUGCUGAAGAAGAUAAAGAAGUCCCUCCUGAUGCUAGGACUGUGUUUUUGACUUUCUCCAAAGGCUAUCCAAUUACUGAAACUGAAGUUGUAGAGUUCUUCACCAGGAAAUUUGGGGAGGAUAUUGAAGCUAUUUACAUGCAAGAGGUUUCGGAUGAUGAGCAACCACUGUACGCACGCCUUGUAACUCGCUCUCUUGCUGCACUUGAGGCUAUUGUAGAUGGUGGAAAGGCUAAAUACAACAUCAAUGGGAAGCAUGUUUGGGCACGAAAAUAUGUGAAAAAACCAAAUCCAAAGAACCAGCUUUCCCAAUAUGAACUUUAUGAGGGACAAACCAGUUCACCAGUUGCAUCCAAUUCAGAGCUCUCUUAGAUGCAUGCGCAGUAGUCUGCUUUAUUUAUAUGUGCUUAAUUAUUUGAUGUCUGGGUUGUUGUUGUUUAGUAAAAGGUGUCAUGUUGUUAUAUUGUUAUUUACUUGGAUGUUUGAUGGUUUUGAGUUUGAUUAUGAUUUUUGCUUAAACUGGAUAUUUGGUUG
Messenger RNA from Nicotiana attenuata, 1624 nucleotides. RefSeq lists its product as uncharacterized. The transcript is spliced from 2 exons. Bases 38 to 1462 code for a protein of 474 amino acids. Lineage: Eukaryota; Viridiplantae; Streptophyta; Magnoliopsida; Solanales; Solanaceae. The record is from RefSeq and is a predicted model, not a curated record.